GCUGUGAUCUUGGCUCUGUAUUUAGAUGAAGGUUUUAAACCACUUGAACUUUUCUUUAUGGAAAGCAGAAACUGUUGGAGCUACGCAGCAGGUUAGGCAGCAUCUGUGGAGAGAGAGAAACAGAGUUAACACUUCAGGUCAAUGGCCUUUCCUCAGAACUGAAUGGAAAGCAGUGAAGCUGAAUUCUUUCAAGUCUGCUUUACCACCUCUGAGGAGCUUGCAGAACUUCCAUUUUAUGAGACAGAUAUUAAAGAACUGUUUAAAGUUUGCAACCAAGCGAAUGCAGAGAGAAGUUGCAAAAGACAACGUCCAAAGCGGAAAUAUAAAUUGACCCAGGAAAUGGAAAAAAAAAGUUCUGCAGCUGCGAAGAUUAGGAGGAUGCCACCAAACUAUUUUGUUGCAAUACCUAUUACAAACCAACAGAUUCUGGACAAAAUUGAGGAUGUCCAGGAGCUGGUGGUAACCAAAGAACCCAAAUUGCUUCCUGCUGUGGUUCCUGCCGGGAGGAUGCAUUUGACCAUCAUUGUUGCUCACCUAGCUACACCAGCGGAAGUAGAGAAAGCUGUGUCAGCAUUACAACAGUGUAAGAGCAAAGUGGACGCCAUCCUAGAGGGAAAACCUCUAAAUCUACAAUUCCAGGGAAUAGGACAAUUUAAUGACCAGGUUCUGUUUGCAAAACUGUCAGAAGAUACCAGUGAUAAAGUAACAGCUGACCUGAAAGCAGUGGCCGAAACCAUUGAGAUAUUGUUUCGAGAAUUAGGUGUGAAUAUUGAAGACAGCAGUGAGUUCAAGCCUCAUGCAACCUUUCUGAAGCUUUCCAAAUCACCUGCACUUCGCCGCAAGGGCUUUCGAAAAAUCUGCCCAGACCUCUACAAGGAAUAUAAAAAUGCCAUCUUUGGCACAGAAGUGUUUGCACGUAUUGAUCUCUGCUCAAUGAUUAAGAAAAAGCAGCCCUCUGGUUAUUACCAUUGUGAGAGCUCAAUAAAUGUAGGGAACUCAGGAGUCGCCAGAGCCGUUGUAUCUCCAGAAGAAUCAGCAAAGCAGAUGGAGCCAGAAAUGUCAUUUGGGUCAGAAGACCAUGAAGAGGAACGUAUGGUCUCUGCACUCCAUCUGACAGAACUAUCUGCCAUAGAGCCUGCAGAUCUGCAAGGAAGUGUGCAGAGUCCUUCAAGAAGCCCAUUGCCUCAUCAUGCUUUGGUGCAAGUGAAUCAACCCCUCACAACUAACUUUGCGCAUGUGCAGAAAGAGGGAUUUGAUACAAUUCAUGAUGACUUAGUGGAUUUAAAAGGAAUUGUCCAGUCUAGUCUAGAGGUCACUCAGGCUACAAUACAAAAUAUUGUAGACCUCCUGCCAUCCACCAUUCAGACAGAACCUGAAAAAGGUUCUGCCCUAUCUGGAUUGUCUGCAACACAAACUGAAAUGCAAGAGUUCAAGUGCAUUAUGCAGUCUGAAAUGGAGCAGUUGGAGAAGUCUGUCCAGUGUGGCUUUGCAGAAUUGAACAGUAACAUAUCUGGACUGAGUCGGAAUAUUGCUGACUUGGUCAACAUUCUGACUCUGGUUCAUACUUGUAAUCCUGCUGAUGCAUCCUGUCAAAAUAUCUGA
Molecule: messenger RNA, 1602 nt
Organism: Carcharodon carcharias (great white shark)
Lineage: Eukaryota; Metazoa; Chordata; Chondrichthyes; Lamniformes; Lamnidae
Product: A-kinase anchor protein 7-like
Exons: 8
Coding region: 163-1602 (479 amino acids)
Cellular component (GO): cytosol
Molecular function (GO): protein kinase A regulatory subunit binding
Source: RefSeq, a predicted model, not a curated record